Messenger RNA from Pistacia vera, 625 nucleotides. RefSeq names its product 60S acidic ribosomal protein P3-like. Bases 77 to 436 code for a protein of 119 amino acids. The record is from RefSeq and is a predicted model, not a curated record. Gene Ontology annotation, molecular function: structural constituent of ribosome. The transcript has 2 exons. Gene Ontology annotation, cellular component: ribosome. Lineage: Eukaryota; Viridiplantae; Streptophyta; Magnoliopsida; Sapindales; Anacardiaceae. Gene Ontology annotation, biological process: translational elongation.
UCCUACAGACGAGCCGUUCCUCUCUACACUAAAGGCUGAGCUCUGUACAUUUGAAGAAUCAAAUCAAGCAGCCGCCAUGGGAGUCUUCACUUUUGUCUGCAGAAACAACGGCGGCGAGUGGUCCGGGAAGCAGGUUUCCGGUGACUUAGAGGCCUCGGCUGGGUCCACUUAUGAGUUGCAGAGAAAGUUGGUCCAAACUUCUCUCGCUGCUGAUUCAUCCGGUGGAGUUCAGUCCUCUUUCUCUUUCGUCACUCCCACUUCUGCCGUUUUCCAGGUAGUUGUUGGUGCUGUUGGUGGUGGAGCUUUCAUUGGAGGUGGUGGAGCUGCUGCCGCAGCCCCUGCAGGCAGUGCUGCUGCUGAGGCUCCUCCUGCUGAGGAGAAGAAGGAAGAGAAGGAGGAGAGCGAUGAUGACAUGGGAUUCUCACUCUUUGAUUAGAAUUCAGUGGUUAUUUAAUCACCAAUUUUCUCUUAAGGUUUUGUAUUUUGUUGGGCACUUAGAUUAUUGUGGAGUUUUGAGUUAAAGAGAUCAAUACUCUAGAAAUCUUUAUUUGACUUUUGUGUGGUGGUUUUUGUUGAGCAUCUGUAUGAAUUAAAAAUAUGAUUAGUUGGCUGCCCUUACUGUGUU